AGAAUCCUCUCAUGCACGCGGUGGAGAGCAAUAACGCAGACAUGGUCCACUUCCUCAUCGAGAGGGGCUGUGAUGUCAACAGCCAGUCAUACAGUGGGAACACAGCCCUGCACAGCGCGUGUGGCCGAGGUCAGGUGGACACAGUGCGGUUGCUUCUGAAGAGCGGCGCUGACAGCAGCCUCAAGAACUACCACAACGACACACCUGUGAUGGUGGCCAAGAACAAGAAAAUAACAGACGUGUUACGAGGGAGAGGCUCCAACCAAAUAAGAGUUCAAGAUCAACACUGUGUGUCCCUCUCGUCACAUGGGAGCAAUUUAACAGAAAAUGGGUCCCCAUCUUCCAACCACAGUUAUGGAUAUUCACCUGCAAACACACCACACACCCCUCAUUGCAGCACCUCCCAUUCUCCAAAGACUCAAUCUACACUUAUGUAUCCAAUUUAGUAGUGUAAGUUAUAUCUGGUGCACCUUGCGACUACCUCCACACAACUAACCUGAAAAGACUGCAUUACCCUGAGAGACACUGAAGUCAGCAGAAGGAGAAUUCAGGAGAAGAUUUAGCCAAAGGGAUGACAGAGCAGAAAAUGGACUGCAUAUGAAUUUAAACUUCCUCACACUCCAUGUUAAAGGACAGUCAAAGUUUGCACUGUUGGGGCUUGAUUCCUGAACAGGGUGCCUAUCUGCUCAUCCACCUCCCUAAUAACCAGGACCAAAGUGACUGAAAGCUGUUGCAGUGAAAAUCUGGAUUUCUCCCUGUGAAGUUACUCCAUGCAGCAACAGAAAUGUGCAACUGCAUGCAAUCAUGGACUUAUAUUGAAGACUGUUAUUAAACUGCGUGGAGAUUUUAAUAAAUCACAGACAUGGGGCUCAGCUUGGUGAACUAAAGGGUCAAAGCAUUUUGGCCUUUUUUGUUUAAAGGAGAGAGAUGGCAAGAAAUUAAGGGCAACAAAUACACCAUUUUGAAACCUGAAGUCUUCUAGCCAGGCUGCUUACUGUAAUGCUUGACAAUGUAACUUGACUUGCUUAAUAUUGCACAUGUGUAUUCCUUUUUCAACAAUGUGUGUCCACAGUACCUUUCAGGUGUGUGCGUGCCUGUGCAAGUGUUGUUAUAUCACUAUGAAAAGUUGUAUUUUUUAUAUAAAAUGUGUUCAACAGAA
Molecule: messenger RNA, 1159 nt
Organism: Eleginops maclovinus (Patagonian blennie)
Lineage: Eukaryota; Metazoa; Chordata; Actinopteri; Perciformes; Eleginopidae
Product: B-cell lymphoma 3 protein homolog
Exons: 4
Coding region: 12-446 (144 amino acids)
Molecular function (GO): protein binding
Source: RefSeq, a predicted model, not a curated record